AUGUCCUCCUAUCUCAACUAUGGGAAGACACGAGGGCAUGCAAGAAAUCCUGUUGGAGAGAAACCUUAUGAAUAUACACAAUGUGAUAAAGCCUUCAUAUGUCAGAGUCAUCUUCAAAACCAUGAAAGAAUUCAAAAUACUGGAGGGAGAACCUACAAAUGUAAUCAGUGUGAUAAAGCCUUUUCACAACCCAGUAAACUUCGAGUACAUAAGAGAUCACAUACUGGAUGGAAACCCUACAAAUGUAAUCAGUGUGGUAAAGCCUUUUCACAACCCAGUAACCUUCAAGUACAUGAGAGAACACAUACUGGACAGAAACCCUAUGAAUGUAUUCAGUGUGGCAAAGCCUUUACAGAACCCAGUAAACUUCGAAUACAUGAGAGAAGACAUACUGUAGAGAAACCCUAUGAAUGUAAUCAGUGUGGUAAAGCCUUUGCAGAUCGCAAUACUUUGCGCUUGCAUAACAGAACACAUACUGGAGAGAAACCCUAUGAAUGUAAUCAAUGUGGUAAAGCCUUUGCACAUCACCAUACUUUGUGUUUGCAUAAAAGAAUGCAUACUGGAGAGAAACCCUAUGAAUGUAACCAGUGUGAUAAAGCCUUUUCGUAUCAGUCUUCUUUGGUCUUACAUAAGAGAACACAUACAGGAGAGAAACCUUAUGUAUGUAAUCAAUGUGGUAAAACCUUUGCACAAAUCUCUCAUCUCCGAACACAUAAAGUAAUGCAUACAGGUGAGAAACCAUUCAAGUGUAAUCAAUGUGAUAAAGCCUAUACACAACAGAGUCAUCUCCGAAUACAUGAAAGAACACAUACUGGAGAGAAACCUUAUAAAUGUAAUCAGUGCAGCAAAUCAUUUGCAUCUCACAGUCAUCUUCAAUCUCAUGAAAGAAUUCAUACUGGAGAGAAACCUUACAAAUGUAAUCAAUGUGAUAAAACAUUUGCACAAAGUUCUAGUCUCCAACUACAUAAAAGAACACAUAGUGGAGAGAAACCAUACAAAUGCAAUCAAUGUGAGAAAGCCUUUUCACAAAGCAGUAGUCUCCAAUUGCAUAAAAGAACACAUACUGGAGAGAAGCCCUAUGAAUGUAAUCAGUGUGGUAAAGCCUUUGCACAGCACCAUACUUUGCGCUUGCAUAAAAGAACACAUUCCGGAGAGAAACCUUUUGAAUGUAAUCAAUGUAAUAAAGCCUUUUCGCAUCAAUCUUCUUUGAUCAUGCAUAAAAGAACACAUACUGGAGAGAAACCUUAUGAAUGUAAUCAGUGUGGUAAAGCCUUUUCACAACAGUCUGCUUUGUGUGUGCAUAAAAGAACACAUACUGGAGAG
This is a messenger RNA of Apodemus sylvaticus (European woodmouse), 1323 nucleotides long. RefSeq names its product zinc finger protein 431-like. Gene Ontology annotation, molecular function: RNA polymerase II cis-regulatory region sequence-specific DNA binding; DNA-binding transcription factor activity, RNA polymerase II-specific. The record is from RefSeq and is a predicted model, not a curated record. Lineage: Eukaryota; Metazoa; Chordata; Mammalia; Rodentia; Muridae. The annotation marks the transcript as partial. Gene Ontology annotation, biological process: regulation of DNA-templated transcription. The transcript has 3 exons.